AUGUCUGGCUCGCUCUCGAAUGCGAAUGGUAGACGCCUACUUCAUGUCAUGUAUAUGAUUCUCAUGUCUGGGUUUGAGAACACAGCAUUGUGUCAGAAGGCUCCGAAGAUUGAUCAUUUCAAAGAACGUUUACAGCUGUGGGGAGCAGGGCUCUUUGUCGAACCAAUACCUAUAGAUGAUGCACUCGGCAGCGACAAAGCUCAAGUGACAUUGGAGGCCUUAGAAUCCUAUCAAGUAGAGUCUGUUGAUGCACGGGAAGACAAAUGGCGUCACUCUGUGGCUACCGUCAUUGGAGACUUCAAUUUGUCAACCUUGCACACGAUAUGUCAUAACGAACUUGAAAAGCUUGAGGAUGAGACCACUCAGGAGGAUGACAUAGCCGCAAUCGAUGAAUUGUCCUUGCUUGUAGACACACUGUUUGACCUUCAACCUGCACUGAGGUCAUGCCGACGUGUUCUCUGCUCAGAACGAGCUGCGCUGGGAGAGAAGCCUCACGGAGUACAAGAGACUUUACAAGACACAUCUAAAGUGUCAGGGUCAUUGAGUGAUGAUAGAUCAGAAGAUCGUGGAUAUGCUUCCAAGAGAGCUAAUCAAGGCAGUGACAGUCCGAAGAGUAGUCCCAACACUCCGCAAUCCCCUAGCGACUCAUUGGCACGGGGCACAAAAUCUUUGCCCUCAGUACCGCGUGAAUCUGGCCUAUAUGACGGGAAUCAUGAGCACAUCGCAUCCUCUCGCGAGACAAGUCCCAGCGGGUCUCCCACGAACUUCAAAGGCAAUGCAGACAGCUCAGUGACUCGGGAAAUGAUUGAGUAUAGCGUCAAGACAAAGAAAUCCGAUGGCCACUAUUUGCAUGAAAGCCUGGAAGUUAUACUUAAUUCCAGAUCAAUCAUUAAACUACCGCCUGAUCGUAGCCAGCUAGACUCUCAGAUUGCAAGCGCGUAUCUCAGUAUCUCGUUGUCAGGACGUUCCCCUUACGAAGCCACUUCAGCCACUUGGCUGAACGAUUUGACGUUAUUGGGCCUUGAUCUUCCUUCGCUUGGCCUAGCGGAGACAACGAAAGUAUCAAACAAGGAGCUUGAAGGAGGAGAUCCAUCAAAAAUGGAUAGACCUCGCGAUGAACCUUCUUUUCGUCGGCAUUUCGAGAACCUCUGCCUGCAAUCAUGUGCAAAUGAUGCAAACGAGCUCCUGGGCAGGCUUCUCUUGUCGUACCAAAACGCCUCCGAGUUAGCCAACAUGCUCGAUGAAAUAACGCCCAACGAUAAAAAUGAGACAGCGAGGGCGACGUUAGGAGCCUCCCUGUGGCAGAUCUCUUUUGGAACCAUCGAGGCAUUCUAUCUCGCGGGCGCAAAGCUUCAUUCUAUUGUUGAAGCCAUUUCUCAGUUGAACGGUACAAUGCCAAGCAUGAGAUCCAUCCUUAGCAGUCACACUGUUCCUCAAUCAUUACUCCAGGAGAUGUAUAGCGUGUUUAUCGACUCAAAUCUGGCUAUAAUGGGCAAGGUGUCUCACGGUAUUCUUGCUUGCAGCGCUGAUCUUUCGAAUGACGUCUGGGUUCGUGAUCACAUUGCCCGCUUGAGAAUCAGUCUGGCAGAAGUCCGGUCAAGAUACGCCCAGACCGACGUUGAGCAGCGUUCGUUGCAUUCUAGAGGACCGAGUGAGAAUCAACUGGCUACUUAUGUUGAUCCGCCCUCGCUAUACCAGGCUGAAGCAAGUAGAAAACUACCCGAGAAGCUUUCACCAAGCUCGAGCCACAAGGGAUUGCUGGCUCUUGAUAAUGAAUCCAAUCCAAAAAGUCUGGAUGAAGAGAUGUCGACCUUUGGAUUUGUGGUUGUCAAGAGAUUGGGCAAAGGCAUUUCCGGAGAAGUGAAUGAGGUACGUGAAAUGUCAACGGGUCAAUCAUUUGCCUGUAAACACGUACACACCGGCACAUUAGAACCUCGAAUCGCAAGAUCUCGCGAACGUUUGUUCAUGAAUGAGGUCUCAAUAAUGCAAAAACUUUCACACCUGCAUAUUGCGCGGGUUCUUCUCAGGUUUAAGAAUAAGGACAGGAUUUCCAUGAUUAUGCUACCCGUCGCCGAUUGUGAUCUGCUGCAGUAUAUGCACCUAUGCAGCGAGCAAAUGUAUCCCAUACGGUCCAUCGGACAAAUCUAUCCAUGGUUCGGCUGUUUACUCGAUGCUCUGGCAUACGCGCAUCGAUUGGAAAUAACCCACAGCGAUAUCAAACCUUCAAACGUUUUGAUCAAGAAUGAGCAGCCAUAUUUGGCAGAUUUUGGGCUUGCGCGUGAUUGGGUAGUUGAGAAGUUCGAUCACUCGUUGCGCGGCACCCCAGCAUACUGGGCGCCGGAGAUCAGCUCUCACGGAACAGGAGGCAAAAAAGCAGACGUUUUUGCCCUUGGCUGCGUUUACUCCGAGAUGCUGACCAUAAUAAACAGACAAUCGCUAGAGACAUAUCAAAUUGCACGACGAGAGAAAUCAGACUCUGUAGCAUUCAAGGACUCCCUAGAUCUCGUUUGCCGAUGGUUAGAGACCUUUGAAGGCCCGAAAUUUUGGGAUAAGAAGCACAACCUCCUGGUUGAUACGGUAUACACCAUGCUUGACGUGCACCCCGAACGACGGCCUUCCGCUAAGGUGGCUCUGGGACGAGUGAAAAUGUAUCCAGAGCUGUGCUGUAUUGAAUGA
Messenger RNA from Bacidia gigantensis, 2676 nucleotides. RefSeq lists its product as uncharacterized. Lineage: Eukaryota; Fungi; Ascomycota; Lecanoromycetes; Lecanorales; Ramalinaceae. The record is from RefSeq and is a predicted model, not a curated record. The transcript is spliced from 6 exons. Gene Ontology annotation, cellular component: nucleus. The coding region runs from base 1 to 2676 and encodes 891 amino acids. Gene Ontology annotation, biological process: protein phosphorylation; mitotic DNA damage checkpoint signaling. Gene Ontology annotation, molecular function: protein serine/threonine kinase activity; ATP binding.